Messenger RNA from Penicillium hordei, 1014 nucleotides. RefSeq lists its product as uncharacterized. The record is from RefSeq and is a predicted model, not a curated record. Bases 1 to 1014 code for a protein of 337 amino acids. The transcript has a single exon. NCBI's taxonomy places the organism in Eukaryota, Fungi, Ascomycota, Eurotiomycetes, Eurotiales, Aspergillaceae.
AUGCACUACUCCAUCGUCAACACCCUCCUGUUUUUGGCUGUCUCGCCUCUAGGUGUCCUCGCGCGCCCCGUGGACCCCAACGACGUGGCCGGUCAGUGGGACCCGAGUGGACAGUACCGAAAGGGACAAUGGCAGAAUGGCGUGUUCAUUGCCAACAACGGCGAUAAUCGCUACAAUCAGAACGGCCAAGUUCAACAGAGUGGCCAGUGGCGCGACAACAACAACCAGAACGGCCAAUACAAUCAGAACGGUCAACAAAACAACCAAAAUGGCUGGACUGAUUCUAACGGUCAGUGGCAUGCGAACGACCAGAACGUUCAGAACGGCCAGCAUGGUCAAAAUGGACAGGACGGUUGGACCGACGCGAACGGGCAGUGGCACGCCAAUGACGGCACUGUUCAGCCCCGUGAUGGGGGAAAUGACAACCAGAAGAACCAGAAUGGCUGGACUGAUGCCAACGGACAAUGGCACCCCGAUAACCAAAAUGAUCAGAAUGGUUGGACCGAUGCCAAUGGCCAGUGGCACGCGAACAACCAGAACAACCAGAACGGCCAGAAUGGCUGGACUGAUGAGAAUGGUCAAUGGCACGCCAACAACCAAAAUGAUCAGAAUGGCUGGACUGACGAGAAUGGUCAAUGGCACGCCAACAACCAAAACAACCAGAAUGGCUGGACCGAUGCCAACGGUCAGUGGCACGCAAACCAGAAGCACCAGGAGGCCUACCGCCAGGCAACCCCCACCGCCAACGAGAAUGACCGUCUGAACGAGGCUGUCCAUGAUAACAACGUCAACACCCCCCACCGCCGUAGCUGGAGCGACGCCAACAAUGAACAGAACAACAACAACAACAGCAACGAUAACUACAACCCUCAGGUUACUCCCAGCUCUCAGAACAAUAACUAUCAGAGCUAUGGUAACUACAAGAACUACGGCUCUUACCAGAACUACCCCGCCAACGGACAGAACCAGGCUCAGAAUAAAGAUACCAAGGCUGUUACUGGUCAGCAGGAGUAA